UCUUUGUGCGUGUGCCCGGUGGCGUGUAGGACCAGUAAAGUAAAUGUAGUUAAUUACACAACCACCUCUGGCUGGCCUAAGUAAACCUAGAGGUUCUUAAAUAUAUUGUUUGCCAGACACAGCCAUUCAUUCUAUCUGUAAACUGACAAGUCAAGCUAGCAAUCGUGAUUCGCUGAGCAGAAUUCAAGCAUAAUGGUGUCCAUCAGUAGCUGCAGUGUUGACUUUCCUGAGGUUCUGUCAAAUCCCGGAUUUGGAAGCUCCAGCAGUUUCCACACAAAUGAGUACUCUGGCAGUAGUGACACGGAUGACUUCAUUCGUGAAGUAGCAGAGCGUCACAAUAUUUCGUACAGCCUACUGAACAAAACCCAUAGUGAGGACGAGAUUUCCGACCCGUUUUCUCUUAGUUCCAGUCAUCACAGCCUGCUCAUUGUUGAAUCAGACCUAGAGAAAGACGGCUCCUGUUCUCCUGAGGACUUGGACUCUCCUGCCGACACUAAAGAGAAAGAACCAAGGAACAGUUACACUCUCUCAUCUUGUGCCGUAACUUUAUCCCCUCCCAUUGGAAACGGGUUCAUUAUGGCAACGGAGCGAGAUAUGGAGGACUUUGUACAGAGUGGUGUAAAUAUUAUUCUCCCAGACGAGGAGGCUCAUCUUAAUAGUAAUGGCUCUACACUGAGGUCACUGCACAGUUUCAAGAGGCAGGGAGCAUUGCUUGAGAGUACAGAGGAUACAGAACUAAAUUGUCUGACACCCACCAAUAUGAUGAGUAACUCUGAGGGCAUGUCUUUGUCCACCACACCCACUCCCCAAGUGGAUGUUAAGACUGACGGAGAGGUAUCGCCAGAUGUGUCCACAUACGAUGAUCUGGAGAUUCUCAUUGAUGAGAUUAUGUGUGGUGAGGGAGGGUCCACUGGUCUUAAGAUCCCCGUCCCUACAAGGAGACAUUCCAACUGUGACCCUGCCUCGAGGGAGGUGGUUUCUCUUGUCCCUCUCUACCAGAGACGAACCAGCGUCACCGUUGCACCCCUCCUAGCUGCCACUCCCUUCACGCUCAUCCCACCGUCCGAAGACACUCGUAAAUUAAGCGAUCCUGCUGUAUGUCUUCGAAAAGAACGAGUAAAAAAUUCAUAUAUGUACAUGACCAAACAAAAGCGUUGUCUCUCUGACUCUGAGGCUCCAAACAUCUCGACAGACGAUGAUGAUUGUAAGAGCGAAGAAUGCGAAUCUUCAGCACUUGAUUCCGGUUUUCAUGAUUCCCGAUUCCAAGAUGGCUCCAGUGUUAACUAUCCACCAUCCUCUCGUAUGUCAUUAGAUAAUUUAUCCGAUGAUUUUAUGGAACCACCAUUAGUAAGCCCCAGCAAGAUAAGAAGACCGACCCCAUUCUCACCUUUCUGUCCGGCUACUCCCGAUCGCGGCAACACCGUGAUGUGGCCAUGGGACGAUACUAGUCAGCUAGGUGGUCAGGCUAACUCAGGACUGAUCACCCAACCUAAACGUUCUCUCGGCAGACAAAGUCAGAGCAGUGUGGCUACCAGCAGUGAAGGCGUAUCAAUCAGCUCUUUCUGGGAGUCACAGAUGUCUCAAAUUUCUGCACUCGAUAUUCUUUCAAGUCUUGGCUUUGAUGAUUAUGAUAGUUCACAACUUAUCCCCGAUCGAUUCAUCCCAAAAGAUGUCGAACACGUUAAACCAUCCCUGAUGAGGUCAAUGUCAUUCGAUGAAGAUGAGCUGUUGUACGCUAGCAGAGCACCGUCCAUUAGUACCAUGUCCGAAUCAAGUGUGUCCUCGUCUCAGCCUGUCCAUCGCCCACUCACUACUAGCACACGCGACCUCCCUCUCGGAGCAACUGCCGAAAAUUUCUUUGUCCCCAGCUCUCCACCUCCUCAACCAGCACAGACCACUCCAGUUGACAAGCAACCAUUAAAAAGCAACCCACCCGCCGCUACUAGUUUCAUGUAUUACACAGUUUUGGAGACAGUGCCUGAAGAGACAGCUAGUGAUCUUUCGCCCUCACCUAGAUGGCUUUCUCCAAGAGUCUCAGUUGACCACUCUGUCAUUAUGGACCUCUUCGAGAACAAACUAGGCUCUAAUCUCAAGGUCCGUAAGCGAUCUCUUCCUACUCAACGUGAGGGCUACAGAUGGAGUAUCGGCAGUCAAGUGGACAGCGAAACAGGGGAGAGUAUUCACGUCUCUGUCACAUCCUACGAUGAUGAAAUGGCUCUGGAGAAAGAAAGAGAAAAAGAGGAAUCAAGUGUGCCAAUACCAGUGGAGGACUUCACUCAUCCAAGGAGAGCUAGAAGAAAGGGUGUGUACGUGCCUCCAGCAUCUGUCCUAACUUGGCUCAAUUCACAACAACCCAUUUCUGAAGAGGAAAUAAUUAGCCCAGAAGAGCUUCCAUGGCCAUUUAAUGAGCAGGCAAAGCUAAGAGUCAGUUUGUCAGAGAUACAACUUGAGCGAAAAGAGAGUGAAAGUCGAGAGAACUCACUACUAGCACCUAAUGACAUGUAUCGUGAACCUUCCCCUAAAUUACUUCUUGCUGAAGAACCAUUACUCAAAAUUCUCGAUUCGCAUAGUCGUAGUUCAUCUGUGGAGCCGCAUGGUAGACUCAGUGUGAGUAGCAUCGGGUCUAUUGACCUGGAGCGAAGUUGCUCACCUGAUGACUGUUCGAGGACAUGUGAAACCAAUCUCGUUCCCCCCUCUUUCAAACGCAGGUCUCGAUCUCUCUCCCCAAUUGUACCUCCUCGGGAAGAUGCCAUCAGGAAAGCAACUGGCAAAGUUUCACAAGACGAUAUCCAGUUGGGCACAGCUGCUCGUGGUCUAGAGUCGCGUCAUGAGUACGUGCGUGUGGUGAUACAUGAUGACAAAGACUACAAAGCUGAAUGUCAGUGGCUGAGCUCUGAACUGAAUUCCCUCAAGGCUCAUGCUAACGCAACCGAAACUACGCUUCGAGCCAAAGUUGAUACACUGUACUCGAAAUUUUCUUCUUCUGAACGAAUGCUGACUCGGCAAACAGCUGUUCAUCAAGAGUUACAUCAGGAGCUAGAGAGCGUAAAGCGACAAUUACGAGAGACGAAGGAAUCCCACGAAGCAACAGUGGUCUCCCUGAGGGAUGAAGCCAGACAGGUGCACAUUCGAGAGCAGCUGCAGUUUAAGGACGACCUUUUAAAGGAGAAGGCAUUAGCAACCUCAAACGCCCAAGAUAAAUACACUCAAGAGCUUAAUGAUCUGACGAAAGCCCUCCAAGCAAAGACAACUAAACUCGAACAGAUGUCAGCACGCUUAACUGAGAGAACUCAAGCCUCAUCUACUCUGGCUGGUCAGCUGAUGCAGGCUAGGAUGGAGGGAGGGGAUAGGGAGGCCCGGUUCAGAGCAGAGCUGGAAGAAGAGAGGGACAAACUGAUUAAGAUCACUGAGCUCCAUCGCUUAAAAUCCGUUCCGCAAAUGGACAAAGAGAAAACUUCGAAGGCCCUUGCACUAAAAAUGAAACAGGAUCUAGAGGUUUCUUUGAAGAGAGAGUGCUCACAGGAUAAUGAGGACCAUCCUAGUCAGCAGUCAACUCCUCAGGGUGCAGAUCUAGUGGCAACAAUGAAAAAACAACUCAAGACACAGCAACGUGUGAAGGAGAGAGUCCAGAGUCUGUAUGAGGACAAGUGUCAAGAGGUGAAAACCCUGCAAGGAAAGAUGAAACAACUUGCAAAGGAGCAUCUGCUUUUGGAGAGGAUGCUGCAGCAGGACAAACAAACCACCUAGACCUAAGGCUAUGACUCAUAAAACUUUGACAGUGACCACCUAGACAAUCCAUAAUAAUGUCAUAAUUCAUUUUAAUAUCACACGACCUUUACCGUAUUAAAUAA
This is a messenger RNA of Halichondria panicea, 3851 nucleotides long. RefSeq lists its product as uncharacterized. The record is from RefSeq and is a predicted model, not a curated record. Lineage: Eukaryota; Metazoa; Porifera; Demospongiae; Suberitida; Halichondriidae. The coding region runs from base 193 to 3747 and encodes 1184 amino acids. The transcript is spliced from 15 exons.